Messenger RNA from Dibothriocephalus latus, 381 nucleotides. NCBI's taxonomy places the organism in Eukaryota, Metazoa, Platyhelminthes, Cestoda, Diphyllobothriidea, Diphyllobothriidae. The record is from the annotation of a GenBank genome assembly.
GACGCCUCAAAUCAGUGGGGCUGGGCCACUGCAGCCGUAAUCCCUGAGCUGGAAAAUGAGAUCGACAUUAACAACACUGAGGCCUACCGCGCUGACCUCCGCCGACUGGCGUUAGUGGAGGAUUUGCUCCUUAAAAACCAAGGACAGGCCAUCCUCACGGAUUGGCGCAAGGAGCGCGACCACCUACGCUUCCUGACCAAGGUCUGUUUCAACAAGCACUUUGGCAGCAUCUUCCGAUCAUUCCACAACCCCUCCUACUUCUCCCAGCGAUUGGGUCAGUAUGCCUCUAUGUACACCUCCUCAGUCACCAACCUUCUGGCCCUCCCCCUAAACCACACCUGCUAUCCCCGACGGACCCCACUGCCGCACGAGUACCUUUGA